AUGCGUUGUACUUUCAUACUAACACGAGAUAGAAUAUCAUCUCGGCUUAUUAAAAGGCAAUGCAGCAAACUCGCCCGAUUACGAGCACAACUCCUCGAACCCGGCCCAGGCGCAGGAGGAGCAGGCGGCACAGGCUUCGACGUCUCCAAAUCCGGCGACGCGCGAAUAGCCCUCGUCGGCUUUCCGUCGGUGGGAAAGUCGACCUUCUUGUCCAAAGUCACCAAGACCAAGUCGGAGGUUGCGGCGUACUCUUUCACUACGCUGACUGCCAUCCCUGGAGUUCUGGAGUAUGGAGGCGCGGAGAUUCAGGUGCUCGAUUUGCCCGGAAUUAUUGAGGGGGCUUCGGAGGGGAAGGGACGCGGGAGGCAGGUGAUUUCUGCUGCGAAGACAAGUGACAUGGUUCUCAUGGUGCUGGAUGCUACGAAGCGAGCUGAGCAACGGGCACUACUGGAAGCAGAACUGGAGGCUGUGGGCAUCCGACUGAACCAAGACCCACCCAACAUCUAUCUCAAGCAGAAGAAGGCCGGUGGGAUGAAGAUCACCUUCCAAGCGCCGCCGAAGUAUCUCGACGAGAAGAUGUUGUACAACAUCCUUCGUGACUACCGCAUGCUGAACUGCGAAGUCCUGGUGCGAGAUGAGAACGCCACCAUCGACCAAUUCAUCGACGUGAUCAUGAAAGACCACCGCACCUACAUCAAAUGCCUCUACGUCUACAACAAAAUCGACAGCAUCUCGCUCGAGCAUCUCAACACCCUCGCCCACGAGCCCAACACAGCCGUAAUGUCCUGCGAACUCGACCUCGGGAUCCAAGACGUCGUCGAGCGGUGCUGGGAAGAGCUGCGCCUGAUCCGCAUCUACACGAAGCGCAAAGGCAUCGAGCCGGACUUUAGCGAGGCGCUGAUUGUGCGCAAUCACAGCACGAUUGAGGAUGUGUGCGAUGCGGUGCAUCGGACGCUGAAGGAGAGUUUUAAGUAUGCGCUUGUGUGGGGGGCGAGCGCGAGGCAUGUGCCGCAGCGGGUGGGGUUGAGUCAUGUGGUUGCCGAUGAGGAUGUGGUGAGUAUUGUGGGGAGUAAGAGCGGGUUGUCUACGGUGAAGUAG
Messenger RNA from Neohortaea acidophila, 1098 nucleotides. RefSeq names its product putative GTP-binding protein. Gene Ontology annotation, molecular function: GTPase activity; GTP binding. The record is from RefSeq and is a predicted model, not a curated record. Bases 1 to 1098 code for a protein of 365 amino acids. Gene Ontology annotation, cellular component: cytoplasm. The transcript is spliced from 4 exons. Gene Ontology annotation, biological process: cytoplasmic translation. Lineage: Eukaryota; Fungi; Ascomycota; Dothideomycetes; Mycosphaerellales; Teratosphaeriaceae.